UUAGGGUCUUGGCAUCUCGGCAGCAAGGAGAUCGAAAAAGACACAAGGGGGCAAGACCUGGGACAGCUGUAAAGCUCUUGGGCGAGAAAAGGGGUCGAGGAAACUCAAACUGGGCUCUAAUCCUCACCUGGGAAGUGUCUGCCAUCUCAGGACUUCACCACAGGGCUUUACGGUCUGAGGAAGGGCUCAAGCAGUUGAGAAAAUGUUCCCCCUCAUUCAUUCAGAUCACAGCAGAGAGCCGAAGACACGGGUCCAUACCAUUAUGGGGGAGCUCACAGAUGGAGAAGCUCUGGUGGAGCUCGAUUUAGGAAAGAAGGUGAGCAUCCCUCAGGAUCUGAUGGUGGAGGAGCUCUCCCUGCCAAUCAACAAGGGCUCCAGGCUGUACCAGAAGAGGCAGAGGAGAGUGCAGAACUUUGUGCUGGAGCAUCCUUCGGGCUACAGAAUUAUCUCAAAUGCUUCUGGAGGAGGAGGAGGCUCACACGCAGAUUACAAUGGAGUUGGCAUGUCAGGACAGUCUAUCCAUAAUGCCGAAGGGAAGGAGAACUACCAGGCUGGACUUCACGAAGCCGCCUCAGGAAAGGCGUCACCUCCCAAAGUACCGAAGAAAACAAACAAAGUCUUGCGGAUGAGCAAAGCCCUGAAUCCCAAUGCCAUCGCUCCAGGCUAUUCUGGACCUUUAAGUGGCGUACCACCAGAGAAGUUCAACAGGACAGCCAUCCCCAAAGGCUACCAGUCCCCCUGGCGGGAGUUCCUUAGCAGUGAGGACUACCAGUUAGACCAUGAGACUCGUUUGCCUGAACCUCCCAGAAAAGUGAAUAGUUUUGACGUCAGGAGCUUCAAUAGGACCCCAACCCCAUUUGGCGGACCAUUACUGAAUGAUGUGAUCCUUGGGUAUGAGAUGAAUGAAGCCCAGACAGACAUGAGCAGCUUGGAACUCAUGUUAAACAGGCCCAGCUUCAACAGAGCACCUCGGGGAUGGAUACAGGCGAUGCCAGAAUCUGAAGAUCUGUAACUUGCUAUAACGCUGCUGCCUGACUUCUUCCAAUGCCAAUGCACGCUAGCCUCCUAGUUUACUAAUGCAGUCAUGGGAAAAAG
This is a messenger RNA of Lacerta agilis (Sand lizard), 1095 nucleotides long. RefSeq names its product myozenin 3 (gene MYOZ3). NCBI's taxonomy places the organism in Eukaryota, Metazoa, Chordata, Lepidosauria, Squamata, Lacertidae. The coding region runs from base 203 to 1012 and encodes 269 amino acids. Gene Ontology annotation, molecular function: actin binding; FATZ binding; telethonin binding. The record is from RefSeq and is a predicted model, not a curated record. The transcript has 7 exons. Gene Ontology annotation, cellular component: actin cytoskeleton; Z disc.